ACCAAAAUUUCUUUCCACAGACUUGAUAAAAUGUCUCUCCUCUCACCGUGGAUCAAAGCUAUUUUCAUCAUUGCCUUGGUGUUUCCUCUUUAUUCUGAGACAUCUUUCGGACCUCCGACUACAACCGAGCCUACGAUGGUGGACUGUACACAAUUUCCAUCUGAGAAUAAGUACUGCACCAGAGAAUGGGAUCCAGUCUGUGCAAGCAAUGGAAGAACUUAUAGCAACCCAUGUGUUUUCUGCAGGGGAAGAGGGGCUCAUAUAUAUUUUUCACAUUUUGGUUCUUGUUGAAUAUUGAUCGAACAGCCCUUCAAUGAAUGCGUCAUCACAUUUUGUGGUAUAGUCCACAGACAAUUAGAAUAUUCUCGAUCAGAGCCUGAAAUUCAUAGAUGGCCAGGUACAUCCUAUGAACAGAAGACAAAAUAUAGGGAAUUUGAAAAUUUUAUUCCAACUCAA
Messenger RNA from Lutra lutra (Eurasian river otter), 456 nucleotides. RefSeq names its product sperm-associated acrosin inhibitor-like. The transcript is spliced from 4 exons. The record is from RefSeq and is a predicted model, not a curated record. The coding region runs from base 31 to 291 and encodes 86 amino acids. Gene Ontology annotation, molecular function: protein binding. Lineage: Eukaryota; Metazoa; Chordata; Mammalia; Carnivora; Mustelidae.